AUGAAUCAACAAAUGAAUCAACAAUCAUCUAUUCUAAUAAAAUAUCUUAUAAAACCAUGGAUACUUAUAUUCAAUAUAUGUAUAAUAUUAAUUCUAUUAUUAUGUAAUACAUUAUCUAGUUGGAUUAUUGUCAAUGAUUUAAAUCAACAAUUACCUGGUUUAGUUUAUGAUCAAAUAUCAAAUAUUAUGAUCCAUUCUAUAAUUUUAUUUAAUAUUAUUGAAUUAACAUUGAAUUUAAUAGAAUUUUUAUUAUGGUUUAAUAUAAUAAGAAAUAAAUUUACAUUAUGGUUAUUGAUUGAUUGUAUUACUAUAAUCAAUAUAUUGAUAGCUGAAUUACCAUUAAUGAUAUUAUAUACAUAUCUAUAUACAUGUCAAGAAUCAAUUAUAUCGAUUGGUUAUUUAAUAAAAGGUAUAUGUAUCAUUCUAUUGAUUUGUUUACGUUUAUUGAUUAGUUUUAUAUCAUAUAUACAUAUGAAAUCGAAUGAUUCUUAUAUGAAAUCAAUAAAUUCUAUGAUGAAAGAAAGUCAAUAUUUAUUAAGUCAUUGUCAUGAUAAUAAUAAUAAACAAUCGAAUCAAAUCAAUAAUAAUCAUAAUUUAGAAGAGAAUUUCAUAUGGAAACAAAAAUAUUGGUUACUUAUUCGUAUCCUAUUAUGUUUUAGUUGUUUUUGUUUAUUCAUUAUUAUUUGUAUUCUAUUCAACUUUUUCUUUCAUCCAUCUAUAUAUACUACUUAUUUAUUAUGGAAUCAAUUCAGUAAUCAUCAACAUCAUCAACAACAACAAUCAUUAUUAUUAUAUCAUUUACCGAAUCAUUCUUAUUUAAAUAAUGUAGAAAUCUUUUUAAAAGAUCUAUCAUCGAAUCAUUCUCAACAAUCAAAAUGGUAUCAUUUAAUUAGUUUAAAACAAAUUAUCCAUUUAAAAUCAAUUAAUGCCAAUGAAUCAGUAACAUUAACAUUCUAUUUAAAUGGUCGAAAGAAAUUUAUUGAAUAUAAACAAACUAUUUAUUAUCAGAAUUAUACAAAAGAACAUUCUAGUUCAUGUUGGCAAAUAUUAAAUCAAGAUUUAUAUAAAGAAUUCAUAUGUCCACCAUUAACUAUAAUUCAUACGAUUAAAUUAAUUCAUCGUAUUAAAAUUGAUUUUAUUUAUAUUGUACCAUCAAAAAGACAACCAUUUGGAAUGGUAUUAUAUAAUGUAACAAGAAUGAUAAGUAAUAGGUAUAAAUUUCGGGAACAUGAAUUGACGUUAAAAUAUUUCCAAAACACCAUAGUUCAUUUUUCUUCUAAAAAAACGACAGAAUUACAAGGUAACCAUGAUCAUGAUGAAUGGUCAAGUGGCCCGUUUAGAUCAAACAAUCUUGAAGUUGAUGAUCAUCAGUACACAAAAUAUCGAAGUUCAGACCUUGUACCUGUUAAAGAAUUAUGGAAAACAGGUAUUGCAAAGUGCCAAAGUACGGCACCUAUAGGACCACAGAAAAUGUAAAACAAUUUUGUGUCACUUGUUUAUUUGGUUAAUAAACUUAUUCGUUAACUAAGAAA
This is a messenger RNA of Schistosoma bovis, 1532 nucleotides long. Lineage: Eukaryota; Metazoa; Platyhelminthes; Trematoda; Strigeidida; Schistosomatidae. The record is from the annotation of a GenBank genome assembly.